This is a messenger RNA of Diceros bicornis minor, 1288 nucleotides long. It is a transcript of the gene MPST, whose product is annotated as mercaptopyruvate sulfurtransferase. NCBI's taxonomy places the organism in Eukaryota, Metazoa, Chordata, Mammalia, Perissodactyla, Rhinocerotidae. The transcript is spliced from 3 exons. Bases 38 to 994 code for a protein of 318 amino acids. Gene Ontology annotation, cellular component: mitochondrion. The record is from RefSeq and is a predicted model, not a curated record. Gene Ontology annotation, biological process: transsulfuration. Gene Ontology annotation, molecular function: thiosulfate-cyanide sulfurtransferase activity.
CCGCGGGCGCGGGGAGGGGGCGCCUGCUGCGGGGGCCAUGGCCGAGCCCGGAAGCCGGGAGCCCGAGACCUGGGCCUGCAGCCCCAGUGUCGCCGCCGCCAUGGCCCCGCAGCAGCUCUUCCGCGCGCUCGUGUCGGCGCAGUGGGUGGCCGAGGCGCUGCGGGCCCCGCGCGCCGGGCAGCCCCUGCAGCUGCUCGACGCCUCCUGGUACCUGCCCAAGCUGGGCCGCGACGCGCGCCGCGAGUUCGAGGAGCGCCACAUCCCGGGCGCCGCCUUCUUUGACAUCGACCAGUGCAGCGACCGCACGUCGCCCUACGACCACAUGCUGCCCAGCGCGGCGCACUUCGCCGAGUACGCGGGCCGCCUGGGCGUGGGCCCCGCCACCCACGUCGUGGUCUACGACGCCAGCGACCAGGGCCUCUACGCGGCGCCGCGCGUCUGGUGGAUGUUCCGCGCCUUCGGCCACCGCGCCGUGUCGCUGCUGGACGGCGGCUUCCGCCACUGGCUGCGCCGGGGCCUCCCGCUGAGCUCGGGCAAGAGCCGGCCCGCGCCCGCAGAGUUCCAGGCCGCGCUGGACCCCGCCUUCGUGAAGACGUACGAGGACGUCAAGGAGAACCUCGAAUCGCGGCGCUUCCAGGUGGUGGACGCCCGCGCCGCCGGCCGGUUCCGGGGCACCGAGCCCGAGCCCAGAGACGAUAUCGAACCUGGCCACAUCCCCGGCACUGUGAACAUCCCCUUCACAGACUUCCUGACCGAGGAGGGCCUGGAGAAGAGCCCCGAGGAGAUCCACCGCCUGUUCCAGGACAAGAAGGUGGACCUGUCCCAGCCACUGGUGGCCACAUGUGGCUCUGGUGUCACAGCCUGCCAUGUGGCACUGGGAGCCUACCUCUGCGGCAAGCCUGACGUGGCCAUCUACGAUGGCUCCUGGGUCGAGUGGUACAUGCGUGCCCAGCCCGAGGAUGUCAUCUCAGAGGGCCGGGGGAAGACCCACUGAGGCUGGGCAGGACACAGGAAGCUCGGGUGACACUCAGCCACCAGCUGUGCACAGCCUGGUUGUUCUGACUCUGCUUUGACCUGGAGAGGUUUCUUCCUCCAACUCAAAUGGCACAUGGGGCGACAUCUCAGAGGCCAGGAAUUCCGUUGACUUGUGGGCACCGAGUGGAGGCAGGAGAUAAGGUGGCAGCGGGCACAGGGGGCCGGGAGCUGCCCACCAGGUGCUAAUCUGGGGCCCCACCUUCCUUCUGUCUUGCUGUGAGGAAAUAAAACAGCCAAGUGCUAAAUCCUUCUA